UGAGGAAUGAUGUGAAACUAAGAAAACUUACCUCCACUUUGAAUGUACCCCGUGGUGGAAGGUUAGCAACGUCUCUCUUGACAGCAGCUCCUGUUCCGAUGCGUUCAGGCUCCGACGAGACACAAGGCCAAAAGGGUUCAGCGUCUCUCUGGCACGGAUGCACAAACGGCAUCCCACAGCGCGGGACAUCAAGGGAGCUUCAUAAAGAGGCAACUUUGAAUUACAAGAGUAUUUAAAGACGGAACAACAUGGGAACUAACCCAAAAAGGACAGUGACGGUCCACACGGUGCCUCAGCUGGCUGCGGUGGAUUCUCUGGGAAAUAAGGAGUCUAAUGCCAACUGGGCAAAUGAGCCCCAUCUCAAACUCUCUCAGGUUUGUCCAGUGGACUCGCUCCCAGCUUCUGGACAGCAGGACAACCCCUGUCGAACAACUGUUCUCGCCAACACCAUUCCCCAAGCAACAACCCGACCAGCUGACAGCUCUGUAAGUGACAAACCAGCGCUGGGCAAUGGAAACCAAACUAAAUCUGUGACAGGUGGAGAGCAGCACUUGCUAAACCUGUCACUGACAGGCCAGUGUGUAGGAGAGACGGGAGGCAACCGAGGGGAUUCUAAUGCUAACACGAAAAUGUUAAGCCCGGCCACUGGAAAGGAUGUUUGCGAGGCCGGUUUGUCAGCUGCUGUUACGGCAGCUUCAAAGGUCGACAUGCAGAACAGCGGGUGCCGAAGGAAAGAGGCAGGCGCGGCAAAGGAGGAGAAGCCGACAUCUUCAGCUGAAGCCACUGUGCUAAAGACCAGCAAUAAAAAAGUUUCUGGAAAUGAGAAAAAAGAACUGAAAGGUCCACAACAAGAUUUGAUUAAGAGCAUUCCGGUUCCAGACAGGGCUACACCACAGAAAACUGAAGAACCUGCUCACUCAUUUGCAAAACCAACACCCCUGCAGGGGUCUGAACCGUUAACUCCUCUCACGUCCACUAAUCCUCCGUGCACAAACAAGGACACAACGUCUACAAGCAACGCUUCAUGUUCAGCACAUUCGGCAGAGGAUUUCCCUCCGGUGAAGGGAGCACAAGUCUCUUCAGAUAAACAUCAGCCCGUCUCUUCACAGAUGGAUGUGUGCACUAUACCCCGGGCUACACAAACCACGCCGAAGUGUGGGCAGGUGGCUGAGGCAACCAGCCAGACUGUCACAAGUGUGGAGGAACACAACAAACUCUACAGAGAAACUUCGACUAUGACCUCCUCUCUUUCACCAGUCCAGGGAAAGCAGUAUCACGAUAUGGAGGUUCAGGCCGUGGCGAACACGUCAGACAAGGCGGUGUCCACAAGUCCCAGUCUGCUGCCCUUCGCUGUGACCCGCAGGCUGAGCGGUGGUGCAGUCCACAGGGAGGAUCUGCAGAGCCUGGCUGUUGUCUAUCAGGCCAAUGACAACGCAGGUGUCCAUCAAAUGUACACAACGUCCAUACCCAGCACCAAUCACACCUCAGAGAGGGUCACCAUCGAGGCGGAGGUGUGUCCUGACCAGACGCACAGUUCCAGCUCCAAAACCUCGUCCCAGCAGCCCGGAGCCAAGCCCAAAGAGGCUGGGCUGGGUCAGUGCAACACUCAGCCAGUUUAUCAAAUCAACAUCGAACACAGCAAUCACAAGAAGGAAGGCAAAGCAAGCGACUCCAAUUCUAAGAAAGGUGUUCAGGCAUCAGCCGCAGAAACAGCUUCUGCUGUCAAAACUGGGGCUCCCACGGGGACAGCCAGUGCUUCAGAAUCCGGAUCUGCUGACAGAACCAGCGCUGGGCUUUCUCAGCCUGCUGUCACAACCAAGGCCGAGCAGGCCCCGCCUACUAAAGCAGCAGGAAAUACUGCAGUCAAAUCAGAUCCAACUAAGGAGAAGGCUCCGCCAAAGGUAACUAAAUCUGAAAAGAAAGAACCAGAAGGAAAGACUGAGGAGGAGGAUGAUCAGUCAGACAAGGAAAAAGGGAAAAGUGUCCAUGAUGUUGUGUGGGACGAACAAGGGAUGACUUGGGAGGUCUAUGGUGCCUCGGUGGAUCCAGAAUCCCUUGGGUUUGCAAUCCAGAGCCACUUGCAGUGUAAGAUCAGAGAGCAAGAGAGAAAACUGAUAGUGCGGACGUCCUUACGAAAGUCAAUUUCUGCCGUUGAUUCGCCGCGACACGAUAAAAAGAACAAAAGGAGGCAACAGAACAUUUUCAGGUCAAUGCUGCAAAAUGUCAGACGACCCAACUGCUGUGUGCGCCCCCCUCCCUCCUCUGUUCUGGAGUAGCCCGGCACAGAGGUACCCAAUGACAGACUCCUGCCUUUUCCUCGAGGUCACAGCGUUCGUCCUCCCCUCGUCAUAACUGCAACGCCACAAGAAACAUUAACGGGACACUGAUCCCUGUAGCGUACCGGAAUGUUGUAGCAUAAAGAGUAAUGUGUGAUGUACGAAAACUUACAUGGUAGCAUAUAGAGGCACAACACACAAUAUUUCCAAACUUCAUUUCAAGAAAUAAAUGUUAGAGAGAAGCAAUUUCAACAGAUGCAAUAAUAGUAAGCGCAUGUGUUUUUGUCUUAAAGGUAGCUGUACUGAAGUCUAUAGAAGGAAGUGAUGAUGAUGAUGAUGAAGAAGACGGUGAUUUGUGUUAAAGCAUUCGCAUAAAUAUAUUAAUAAGCUGAUGUCCUAUUACAUUUGGUGCAACUAGAAUAUGUUUUGAGGCACUGUAUUUAUAAGACUGCUGUAUGUUUUAUUUGAUGCCUCAUUUUAUUUUAAACGUGUGUAAAAAACAAAAAAGAAAACUGCAGAUACACAUAAUUGCAUUGAUUAAUCCAUACUAUUUGAUUUUCUAUUAAAAUGCAAAAAAAAAAAAAAAAUAGUCCUGACUUUCACAUCUUUCCAGUGACGAUGUUUUCAGCUGUGGAGAGUCUUAGAAGUGUCAAUAAAUAAUUAUUAAUUUACCAUGCAUUCAAAA
Molecule: messenger RNA, 2961 nt
Organism: Oryzias melastigma (Indian medaka)
Lineage: Eukaryota; Metazoa; Chordata; Actinopteri; Beloniformes; Adrianichthyidae
Gene: gprin3b
Product: GPRIN family member 3
Exons: 3
Coding region: 249-2276 (675 amino acids)
Biological process (GO): neuron projection development
Cellular component (GO): plasma membrane
Source: RefSeq, a predicted model, not a curated record